GUUCUUUACACCCCCGCGUGCAUGGUUUAUCACGUGAGAGAGUCGCUGCAGGAAGUCAAUUGUGCUUGUGAAUGUUUUUUCCCUCGCUGUUGAUUAAUGUCAUUGUAACCAGUCUGCUAUCAGGUGUGCUGUGCUACUACUAUGGAAAUUGGGCGAAACAGAAUAAAAUGACCACACUGGUGGCUUUGCUGUCUUGGUGGCUCCCAGCGAUGAUUCUGACACUCCUUCCUAUUGAUGUUGCAUCGACCUACUUCGGCGAUUGUGCACAAAGGACCCACAAAGGAUCCAAUUCUUUCGUCGGAACGGUUAAUGGCUCUUGUAGAGCCCCAAUGUUCUUCGCGGAGCGCACAGUUUUCCUAGCUCUCUGGCACACUGUCUACUGGAGCUCUCAGUUUCUUACCUGGUGUUUGAUUCCAAUAAUGCGGUCGUACUCCACUGUUGGUGAUUUUACUGCUCUGGCAAGACUGCGUUCAGCUUUGCUGGAUAACGUAGUUUACUAUGCAUCGUAUUCAGCGAUAUUAAUCUUCAUCCUGAUAUAUUUACUAGCCAAGAAAACCAUCGUUUUCGACCUGAGCUACCUAAAAGUCCUACUGAUUACCGCCGCCAAUACUUGGGGUCUGUUUCUCGUGGUUCUAUUUUUGGGAUAUGGCCUUAUCGAAGUUCCUCGAUCGUUGUGGAUCGCUGGAAAACCGAUCGCGAGUCUUCAUCGGGCAUAUUUUGUACUCAAUCAAAAAAGUGUGGAGCUAGCUGAUGAGGAGGAGAAAUUGAGGGAAAUUAUCUGGAAAGUGGAUUAUUUGAAGACACGACUUCCAGUCAGCCAUCCGUUGCAACCGCAUGUCCUGGUUGUUUACAAGCAGGCCCAUGAUUCACAAACAAUCAGCUUAUCAUAUUCUGCGUUAGAGCAGUCCUUCUUGAUGACGGACAUAGAUGAACGAUUGCGCAAAUCGAUCGAUUGUGGAUCAUUAAAUCUGAAGCAGUUGGUUCGCCUCCACAAGUCGUUAAAGACUACGCAAUACAGAUGGGGACGAGCCCAAGCACUUUAUGAAGAAGCCGUGUAUGCAGCCUUACGUAUGGAGGACAUGAAUGAGUUCCGUUCAAAGCGAUUCCCCCCGUCAGCUACACAGGGUAGUGUGCCGGGCAGCUCUGCGUCCCGUUUCGCCCAACUAUUCUUUCAGAUCCAUCGGUAUUGGUUCUGCUACCUACGCUUGUGGUCACUUCAGUUACUUGCCGUUCUUUUGACUUUCGCCUCCAUCUUCCUGAUAUGGAGUGAAUGCACAUUUUCAAUACGAUCGCCGACACUGUCCCUAGUUGCACUAGUGUUAAAAGCGGAGGCCAAGGCACAGGACUUUUACUUACUGGAGAUUUGCUCAUUCUUGAUACUUGGAUACCUGAGCUUCGCCGUGUUUUUCGCCGUCUUUCGCCUACGAAUUUUCAACUACUAUCGGUUAGUUGGUAGCCACCACACAGAUGAAAACUCCUUGCUGUUUUGUGGAGCCCUUCUGUGCCGGCUUACCCCAUCGCUAUGCUUGAAUUUUCUCGGACUGGCUCAUAUGGAUAGUCAUUUGUCACGAGAUGACACUCCAUCUACUACCCCGGUUGAUCCUGCUACUUCUGCCUCUAGCAUUGGCAGUAGCGUUGCAAAUGUGGAGACGGCAUACACUCAGUUCAUGGGGCAUCUGGAUGUGAUUCCUUUCAUCGCCAAGGGUUUCAACAUCUACUUUCCAAUUAUCAUCCUUUUACUCUGUGUGGUGAGCUUCUUUCGACUUGCCGAUCGGCUACUUCAUCAUUUGGGUAUACCACAACUCCUCGAUUCAUCCGAGUACGGUUCGAGGCGUGGAAGAAAUCCUUUGGUCGAUGAUGCGAUUCUCGAAGGACGACUCCUGUUGCGCAAAGAGCGAAUGGUCUUGUCCAGACGGGCUCGGACCUCAUCAGGAAGAUCGUCUUCGGGUCCAAAACUGUUGGGUGUUUCCAGAAAUCCUUUUCACGUAUCAGACGAGACGUCUGGUGAUCGCGCGUCACUUCUCCGAGACGCAGACAAGCAUGGCUUACAAAGCCCACCCAGGCGAACGUUAUUUCAUGAGCCUCCAAUAGAGUAUUCGGAAGCCAGUAUAAACGAUCAGUUUUCUCUUCAUCUGAAUCCUUAAUGUCUACAUGUGAACCCGUGACCUCAUUCCAUGCGUCUGGAGUUGUAUCUGUCUUCUGUGAUCAUGUUUUCACUGUUUUAUCCUAUUCCACUUGAACUACUCUCUUGUUGUCUACCAUUUUUUCACACCCCUGACUGCUAACCGACUUCCAUGCUUAUUCUCUUCAUCACAUCUAUUGAAAGUGCGUUUUCUGAAGUACUCCCUUGUUUUACUUACCACUGUGGAGUGCGCCUGGGGCAAUUCACAUCUCACAUCCACCGAUGACAAUGCGGCUGACGGGCAUCCGGUAAUAACCGAUAGCUUUAAUGCCCAUCACAAGUCCUCCGAAUCCGAGACCUGUGUGUUGAAAACAAGACCUGUGUUAAGUUAUGCACUUCUCAGCAUGGCAAACAGUUGAAUCAAACUCUUCUGGUGCUUCUACAACAAUCCACAAUCUAUCUAUAGUCUUGGCGAUUGCGCUUCUUACACUUCCGAGUUGACUAUGGCAUGCCCUUGAAAGCCAGUGGGCCGAAUCGGUGGCCAACAAGACACUAGUUCUGCUUUGGUGAUUAAUCCGAACUCAUACAUCAACGUUUCAGUGUUUCCGUAUUGAUAAAUCCGGUACGGUUUGAAACUCUGAGUUACGUCGUCGAAUUGGAGACAUACUCGGGUCAGUAGAUAUCUAACAUACUCCCUACUAAGUGGAUCAGCAUGCCUUCACUCAACGACCAUUGUGCGAAUGAAUAGGUUUUUCAUUUAGUAAAAG
This is a messenger RNA of Dicrocoelium dendriticum, 2889 nucleotides long. The record is from the annotation of a GenBank genome assembly. Lineage: Eukaryota; Metazoa; Platyhelminthes; Trematoda; Plagiorchiida; Dicrocoeliidae.